UUUCAUGAGAUCCGUGCACGCGCCUCUGUCCCCCUCCCUCAUCAGCAUCAGCAUCAUCAGAUGCGCGCAGAUCUCUCCAAACAGCGCACUGGUUCAUCAGCAGGUGUGUGACUGAAACACAAGAUAAUCGAUAACAGUACAUCGCCACCUAUGUGCGUUCUUUAUAUCUGACUCUCAUUUCUUUGGAUCAGCGACUGGACCGUUUUAAUGGUUUGAUUCCCAGCGGGCGUCAGCAGUCAGUGUAGCCGAAAACGAGAGAGAAUAAAGCGAGAUCAUAUUUAAUAUCCGCUUCUCCAGCGUCUGUGGAUGGGCUGCGGACAUCUGCAUCUGCAGUCUCUGUUUUUGAGUCACUAAGAAGAUGGCGGACAGGGCUGAGAUGUUUUCUCUCUCCACCUUCCACUCCCUCUCUCCUCCGGGAUGCAGGCCGGCUCAUGACAUCAGUCUGGAGGAGUUUGAUGAUGAAGAUUUGUCUGAAAUCACAGAUGAUUGUGGCAUAGGCCUCAACUACGACUCUGACCCUUACGAAAAGGACUGCUUAAUUCUAGAAAAGAAUGAUUUCCACCACCCAGUGUGCUCAUUCCAAGAUGACUUCCAAGAGUUUGAGAUGAUCGAUGAUGAAGAUGAUGAGGAAGAAGAAGAGGAUGCAGAUCCUGAUGCCCCUCCCUCACCAUCAGCAUCUCCUCCCCCCUCCCCUACUCUGGGCACCCUGAAGAGCCGCCCAACCACUCUGAACCUGACUGCACCAGUUUCCCAGGACUCCCUGAACAACAACAGCAAUGUGUCACCACGAAAGUCAAGCUGGCAGGAUUCUCUUCGAAACCCGACUUCACAGGGUUGCUUGUCUCCAAACCACUCUUGCCUUGAGGAUGGUUCCCAUGUAACUACCACAUGCCCAGGGGCUCCAGACACCACCGGCUCUGGCAAUGGUACACCCUCAAACCAACCAGGACAUUGUGGACUUCAUCAGUCACCUGGAAGGCCUCUGCUGUACGACUUUGAGGGCAACAGAAGAGAACGACCUGAAUAUGGCUCCUUUGGUCAACAUAACUCGUCAAGCGGGUCUGAGGCAACUGAGGUGAAACCUGAUGUUGAGGAAUCCACUCUAAGUGAGCUUGUUCCCUCAGUGGAUGACUGCACUUCUCAGUGCUCCGAUACCGAGGUCGACCACGACCUGAAUGGUCAUACCAAACGUCGACCUUGCCACUCUCGACCCAAUGACACUUAUACCGUGACUACGGAGACUGCUGAUGACCCAGAGCUGGAAAACGAUGGCACCAGUAGGUGUCUGUCCUCAACCGCACCUCUUGGUAACGAUGCUGAGACUCCGCUUUCAGAUGAGGAGCUGGACAAAGAGUUUGACAUUGACUUCAUAAGUAAGGAUACCUAUGAUCAAACCUGCAAGGAAGAUGAGGCGUCUUCUUACAUUGAGUUCCCCUGCAUUGAACCAGCUGAGUCCAUUUCUGUCUCCAGCUACGUGUCGUCCAGUCGAUCAGACGUCCUUGACGCUAUGGACGAACCUCGAAGCAUGCGUCAGGGUCAACCUGCUGCAAAUGACACAACUUCUCCUUCAUCUGAUCCUGGUAUCGCCGAUAUGAAUGCCAAACGUUAUGCAGAGUCAGACCGCCACAGCGAUGACCUUAGCUCUCCUGGAUCAGACUCUGAUAUUGAAGGGGAACUUGAGGCUGCAUUUGCAUGUGGUCCACUUGCUAAUAACAUGAUUUCUUCCAUCUCAGAGACAGAGCUGGACCUUACCAGUGAAUCCAGCAGCGGGCGCUCUUCGCACCUCACCAAUUCCAUUGAAGAAGCUAGCUCCCCAACCUCAGACCAAGAACUGGACCAAGAGCUGGACCCUGAACAGGACAGCAGUGUUGUAGGUCUAAAAGCUUCUCUUCUUCUGGGCCAAUCUGAGCCAGUUAAACAAGAACCUUCACCAGGUCUAGACCCCAGCCCAGACAUGUUACAACUAGAUGAUGGCCAAGCUCUGAUGGGCCUGCAGAAUGUAGAUGACGAACAGGAUUAUGAGCACCAGGCCGAUCCAGAUGAGACUCUUCCCCCUGCCAUCCCCUGUGAGGAUAGCGGCUCUCAGCAGCUGUUGUUGAAGAUUGAGCCUGACCACAGUCUUGAGAGCUUUAAACGCUCCUUCUAUUUGCCGGUUAGCCCCAAACUCAUGCCCUCUGUGGACGACUAUGAUGGUAACAGUGAGGGAGAGUCUGAGUCAGAGUCCGAGGACGAGCUCAGUGAAAACUCUGAUUCUCCUUGGCUUCUCAGCAACCUGGUCAACAGGAUGAUCUCAGAAGGCUCCUACCCAAUCAGCUGCCCAGAAGAGUGCCUCAAACGCUCAGCCUCCAUCUCUGACACCAUCUCACCCUCAUCGGACCUGGAAACAGAUACUUUCACUGAGAUGGAUGGCUGCAAUUCACAAAAGCAGAAAUCGGAAGAAAAGUCACAGGAGGUGACUUCUGAAAAGUCAGAGAAGAGAUUGGUUGAAGAGAAGGAAAGAGAAGCUAGCUAUGUAUCUGACGAGGGACAGAAGGAAAGCAAGAGAACGGACACUUGUCUGUACAUGAGCAACCCCACAUAUGCCAAUGCUACACCGGUCUUUACAGAGAGAUUUGAUACGAGGACAAAGGAUUAUGAAACGGAGGACUUCUCAUCCCAGAACUCAUUAAAAAACAAGCAGAAAGAAGAAGAGGAGGAGCCAAAUAAUGACUUGGUGAUGGAGAGAAUGAAGGAGCUGGAAUCUCCCAGCUUGAGCGAGAGCAUAAUCAGCGACAAAGACGAGGGACGGGAGACACGGGUCGAUCAGAUCAGUUUGCAGCGAAUCACAGAAGUCAAAAACAGCCUUACGCUGGACCUCCCAACAGCACAGACCAAUCACUGUUUCAGUCUUACGUACUCAACAGAUAACGAUGAAGAUGAGCAAGAUACCUCCCCUUUCCUGGAGGAUCUUCACAAGGUACCUUCACCCUACGGAAACGAGACUUACCUGGACAGCUCCCCACCUAUUGACGAAAGUGUGCGAGAGUUGAGGAACUCAACCUCCAACCGGCCCAUCGAUGACUCCUUGGCAUACGAUUCAAUGAAGUACACCCUAGUGGUGGAUGAAAACACAACGCUUGAGCUGGUGAGCCUGAAGCGCUGUACCUCUGUUCUUAGCGAGGACAGUGAUGGACUCUCUACUAUUUGUGAUGAGGAAGUUGUCGAUGAAGAUGAAGAUAUUUACGGCCAGGGCCAGACGGAAAGUGGCAUGAGACCUGAUUUGCUAUUAAGCUCCUCUGAAGAAGACUCCUCCCCCGAGGCGGAUUUACCUUUCUCAAAGAAGUUCCUCAAUGUGUUUGUCAACAGCGCGUCACGGUCCUCCAGCACAGAAUCCUUUGGGCUUUUCUCAUGCACUAUAAAUGGAGAAGAAAGAGAUCAGACUCACAGAGCGGUCUUCAGGUUCAUCCCAAGACAUGCAGAUGAGCUGGAGUUAGACGUUGAUGAUCCAUUAUUCAUUGAGGAAGAGGAGGAUGAUUACUGGUACCGUGGGUAUAACAUGCGCACAGGGGCCAGAGGGAUUUUCCCAGCAUACUACGCCCACGAGGUUGUUGGCCAAACAAAAGAUCUGAUGGCAAUGAAGAGGAACCCUGCUUGGAUGGAAAGCUUCCGAGUGCAGUUCCUGGGUUCGGUGGAAGUUCCUUAUCACCAAGGCAAUGGCAUCCUGUGUGCUGCCAUGCAGAAGAUCGCUAUGGCAAGGAAGAGGACGGUGCAUCUUCAUCCCCCAUCUAUUUGUGAGCUGGAAAUAAGCCUGCAGGGUGUGAAACUAGUCAUGAGUUUGGAUGAUGAAUAUGACUUUUCAGGGGAGUUUGACAGAUGUAGUCACUUCUUCCAAAUGAAAAACAUCUCCUUUUGUGGAUGUCAUCCUAAAAACAACUGUUAUUUUGGUUUCAUCACCAAGCACCCGAUGCUGAACAGGUUUGCAUGUCACGUCUUCGUCUCUCAGGACUCCAUGAGACAUGUAGCUGAGUGUGUGGGACGGGCGUUCCAGGAGUACUACCAAGAGCACUUAGAAUACGCCUGUCCUACCGAAGAUAUCUACCUUGAGUAAAAGAGGAAAAGGGUAACCAUGGUAACUGCUGUCCCUCACGACAGAUGUCUGUUCCUGGGCUUGGCCACUACGGGGCGCCUGGCAGCCUUCUCAAAUGUAACAUAGGCCUCAUCUCUUUAUUCUCUUCCUCAGUUUCUCUUGUUCUCUCGACAUGAACUGAGCUGAAUACUCUACAUAGGCUCUUAGUGGUCUGUCUGUUUAUUUCAGUGUUCAUCAGUUCAUUUAUUCUCUUCAUUGAGAUGGAUUGCUUGUUUAACUUUUCUACUAUAUAAUUAAGGACAUGGUUUUGGGGUGGAUACAUCACUUCGAUUCCUUUUUUUUAAUAUAGUCCUGGUGUAGAAAAGGCAAAAUAUGACUUCACAUGUUUGAUUGCAUGGCUUUGAGGGUUAUGCUCACAAACACACACAUACACACACACAAUGUCUAAAAGCGAAAGGUGGUUUGAAUCUGAAGACCAGGAUUGUUUGUAAAUAUGUAUUUGUCUGAUUCUGAUACAUUGCUGUACUGGGUUUGUACUUAAAAGGCCAAGGCAGUAGGACGUGACCUGGAGUCGUUGAUAGGUCUACAGAUUGUCUGUUCCGAUGUAGUAGAAGGUUUCUGAUUUUACCGUGAUGUAAAUACUGUACAAAUAGGGAUGACUGUAGGUGAAAACAGAUGCUUCAUUACAUCAUGGUAUGCAAGUAUCCUGCGCCAUCUGUCUGAGAAUGAGAAAGUGGGACGGAUUGCAGGUCGGCAGGCUGGGUGUACAGUAGAUGAAUCUAAAGAUGGUUUGGUGAAUCUCAUCAAGUCAUAUCUGGAAAAUAUUUGGCCCCAAAAUCACAAAGAUGUUGUGCAAAGAUGAUGACUUUUUGCAACUGUUACAUUAUUUUCAUCUAAAUUUUUAACAUCCACAGUUACUGUAAUGCAUCCAGAUAUUUCAAUAAUUAAUAAUUAUUAAUUAUUUGCAAUGCCAUUGUGACAUUACCAUCACAGUUAAACACCCACAAUUACAGUAAUGCAUCCAGAAGUUUUAGUUUUGGGUUUAUGUAUAGUGUUAGUUGAUUUUCAUUAUUGAUUCUCAGUUCUCAGAAUUAAUGAUUCUUAUACAGAAAUAAAAAUAUUCCUCUCAAUAUUUUUAUUUUAAAUCAGCAUGCAAUUAAGGCUUUGCUACAAAUAUUACCAUUAAAUAUAAAUAAUUUACAAUGGGUAUAUCAUUAAUUAAUACCAAUAUUAUUAAUAUAAUAAUAAUGAUAUUUUUAUUAUAGUUGUUUUUAAUUUAAAAAAUAAUAAUACAAAAUUAUUUUUAUUUAUUUAUUUAGCUUUACAUUAUUGGAGGAUGAGGUGAUGAAAUGUGCUUAAGUGUCAUAAUUUACAGUGAUUAUGUCAUUAAUUAAUCUCAAUAUUUAUUAAUAUAAUUAUUAAUAAUAAUAAUAGUCAUAUUGUUGUUGUUAGUAUUUAUUUAUUUAUUUUUUAGCAUUACAGUAACAAAGGGUGAGGUGAGGGAAUGUGCUUACUUGUCAUGAAACAAUCAUAAUAUAGGAUUUAUUUUCUUCAUGCACAUUUUUUUUUUUUUUUUUUUUAAUUUUGGGGUAAAAUAUUACUGAGAUAUCGACUUUGUAGGAUUCAUCUGGUUGGCUAUGGUAUACCUCAGUCCUUUGGGCAUUCAGUCAAAUAAUAUUUCUCCAGCUCUCAAACCUUGUAUGAUUGUCAGGUUGGACUGAUGCUUUUAGCUUUAAAGCCUGAUAUACAGUAGCUCACCUCUCAUGCUUUGAACGUUUGCAGGUAGAAACUUCAGAGAGAUAUGAUGCUUAUAGAGAGCCAGUAAAAUGAAAGUCCCCGUUCGCUGGGAAACACACUGAAUGCAGGAAUGUUUUUCCGAUUGGACUGGAUAAUUUAAUCCAGUAAUCUGCAGGACAAAUAUUGCUUUGUAUUACACCGAUAAAGAAUAAAAUUCCCCAAUUCUGUCCUGUGAAGCAGAUGUAUGUAGGUACCAUGUGAUUAUAUAAUAAGCUCAGGACAUCGUUUUGUCUCUCUGAGUCAGUCACAGAUGCCGAUUGUCCUGACCUUGACCGGCACUGCUGAGACUGAACAGAGCAGAUUCCUCUGCUGGCUUCACACAAUAAUCAUCACGUACAAUAAUAUUUACCUCAUUCAGUCUGAUGAAUGGAGUCCAUGAUCCACGAUCAUGAUGCAAAGGCAUUCAGGUAAUAUAACAGGAAAAUGCGUGUAGUUUUAUUUAAAACUGGCUAAGAUGUGGACAUGGAUAGGUCAGAUUUAUGAAGAGAUGGCAUAUUUAAAUUUGUGCUCUUAUAUUGCACAUUUUGGCAAAACAUCUGACUUUUUUGUGCCCACUGCACUGCGGUAUACUAGUAUGCAUAGUAUGGUAAUAAUGCUAUUUUGAACGCAGCCCAGUGUUCCCUGCACACGUGACUUUAUCCUCCAGCAGCCUGCAAUCUGUUUCCAUGGUUACCCGUUCAUUUAUGAUGGUGACACUCUCACGGAAGGAAUUUUAUGUUUUAAAUGUGUCUUGUUUUCAGUUAGAUUGCUGUAAAUAUUCUAGAGUCAGGAUCGCCAUGCUGUGUCCUUUCUGUCGAGUAUGUUAUUGAGAUAAAUAUGUACAUUUAAAAGAAAUAAUAAUGUUGAUGAUAACAAUCUCACAACCAAAAGCCAACUGUGAUGGGGUGAAAAUAUAUAAAUAGCUUUGAAUUAGUAUUUGUAUCUUUCCUUUAUCUGCUUAUCAUUGGUAUACAUCUGCUGUUGGAUGUGUGGUCAGUCACCAUGUGCGGACAUUCUAACUAUCAGACCUUCAUUCACAAACAGACACACAUCGAAAGCCCAAAAACUCACUCGUCAAUCAGCAAUCAUUUAUAUCAAUCAGACCUCUAAAUCCUUAGUUAUGACUGUUACAUGACAUUUUUUCUGUGUUCAUAAGGUAAAUGAAUAUCUUGAAUAUUUAAGCCAUCAAUUUAGCAAUUUGUAGUGACAAAUUGGCUGUGAAACCCCUAACACUUUCAGGCAGAGCAUCUAAUACUUCUUGAUCACUUAAGCUUGGGUAGCUGAAAUACAAAGUUCUGGGCUUAACAUACAUAAUUCAGUCCUUCACUGUAUAACAGAAACCGCUUCAGUAUGACAAAACUAUGUAUCUUGUAUGUUUAAAAAUGACAACUUGUAAAGAAAAAACAAAACAAAAAAAAUCUCACUGCCUUGUCAUGGAUUUGGUCUUCUGAAUAAAAUAAUAUAUGCUUGAUGUCUCCAAA
Molecule: messenger RNA, 7323 nt
Organism: Cyprinus carpio (common carp)
Lineage: Eukaryota; Metazoa; Chordata; Actinopteri; Cypriniformes; Cyprinidae
Product: C-Jun-amino-terminal kinase-interacting protein 2-like
Biological process (GO): regulation of JNK cascade
Cellular component (GO): cytoplasm
Molecular function (GO): protein binding
Source: RefSeq, a predicted model, not a curated record